AUGUCGUCUGAAGUGACAGAGGAACUUGCUAGCCAAGACUUGCUCCUACCUUUUACACUCUAUUCACCAGAUCUGGAGGGUACCUGUGUCAUGGGACACCAAGAAGGCUUCACGGCUAAAGAUGGAGCAGAAUCUUUGGGCGGAGGGGAGGGGUCCAGACGCAGCACCCGGGCUCCUCAAGCCCCCUGGGCCUGCGGGGGAGGGGAGCGCGGGGCGCAGCGCCCCCAGCUCCCAGUCCCUGCAGCUGUCCGGGCGCGGAGCCUCCGGGGUUGGCCUCGCCCUGGGGGUGGGGGUGAGGGGAUGCACGCUCGAGCUGCAGGCCCGGCUCGUGCAGGCUCUGCACACCUGCCCGCCGGCGAGGCUUCAUUAAGCCGCGCCUGUGCAGCCCCAGCCGGCGGCCGAGGCGCGGGAGUCCACGCCAUGGAGCCCAGGGAGGAUCCCUGCAGGGAACCGCUGGGCCAGGAAGGUGGAGGCCAGUCCCUGACUGCUGAACUGGAGGAGGAACCGAAGCAGGGGUCAGCCCCCCACACUCAGGACACCCUGAAAGAAGAGCUGCCACCCCCCUGUGCCAUCUCAGGAGAGGAGCCGCCUCCAGAGCCCACUGGAGAACCGACUCGUGCUAAUGCCAGGCGCGUGUGCCAGCCAUCCAGCUCCAGGGCUGUCCACAAAGACAGGCAGAACCCAGGCAGACCCCAGUCUCAAGGGCAAGGCUCUUCCCUCUUAGCACGACAGGCAAAGACAGUAAAGAGACCGGCUUCCCCAGGCCCCGGUAAACACAAAAAGCCCAAUGCCACGGAUCUGGCCUCAACAUCACUGCUCAGUGUUGCUAAGUCAUCCUGUGCCACUCACAACCCUGUGCCUUGUGGGUCAGGCCGGGGCCCCUGCCACCUGGCCAACCUCCUCAGCACAUUGACCCAGAACAUCCAAAACACAGACCAGAAGAAGGGGCCCCCAGAAGUGAACUGCCAAGUCCGGAAAAAGACUCGAACCCUCUACCGUUCAGACCAGCUGGAAGAGCUAGAGCGAAUGUUCCAAGAAGAUCACUACCCUGAUGGUGACAAGCGCCGGGAGAUAGCCCAGACGGUGGGGGUCACUCCCCAGCGCAUCAUGGUAAAGGGGGCUGGUUAACCAGCAGGGGUAGGAGGUUGCUGAGAAGCUACCCAUUGGAAUUCCUGUGGGUUAGGGCACGUGCUCAUCCUCAGUGUGCAGGGAGGCUGAAGUUGGGUGUGGUUCCAGAAUCGCCGGGCAAAGUGGCGAAAAGUUGAGAAGUUGAAUGGGAAAGAAAAUGAGGACAAUCCUGAAGUUCCUGCCAGCAGCCAGUGCAGCUCUACAGAAGAGCCCCCACCUCCCACGCCCAUGGACGGGGAGUCCGGCCCCUUCCCUGCAGAGCCCACUCUGGAUACCUUUCCAGAGCCCCCUCUGCUGAUGAUGUCCGACCAGACUCUGGCACCCAUCCAACAAAGCGAGGGUACUCGGAGGGUGGUGACCCCACCACUCUUCAGUCCCCCACCUGUUCGAAGAACCAACUUUCCUUUUCCCCUGGGCCCUGUGCACACCCCGCAACUGCUGUCUCUGCUGGCAGAUGUCCCCGGUAGUGAGAGCAGUCCCACUGGAUCCUGGGGGACAAGCAUCUCCUCACCACCCAUCUGCUCGUAUCUGGAAGACCCGGAAGUCCAGGAUUACCAACAAAGCAGCCAGCCAGGACCGUUCCAGUUCCCCCAACCUCCACAGACUCAGCUUUUCCAACCUCCCCAGCCCCAGUUUUCAUACCUGCCUCCCUUCCCCUUCCCCAUGCCCAGUUCACUGACCUUUCCACCACCAGAAGACCCCCUCUUUAUGUUUCCUUGUGGUCCCAGUGGGGGCAUGUCACAGGGCUACUACUCAGGCCCUCCAUCGGGGCAGAUUCUGCUGCAGCCACCCGCUGGAAAUGUGGGUGCAGUGUCCUGGAGUGACCUCUGUUUGCCAGAACUGCCCUUCCCUGGUCCACUCUACCCACAGACACUGGGGCACCCCUCAGGAGCAGAUGGCUAUUUUCCUGAUCUGUGUGCAGCUCCUGGUGCUCAGGCAAUGAGCAGGCAGCCUUCUCCAGGUCUUGACCCACUGCCAGAAGAGGCCAGACCAGGAACUGGGCCCUUACUCAGCAAGGCACAAGAAAAGCAGCCUGUCUCCUCCCUGGAGCCGUCCACAACAUUGGAGGAGGUCAGAGAAGACAAGAAUGGCUGUGCUCCCUAG
Molecule: messenger RNA, 2232 nt
Organism: Marmota monax (woodchuck)
Lineage: Eukaryota; Metazoa; Chordata; Mammalia; Rodentia; Sciuridae
Gene: Nobox
Product: NOBOX oogenesis homeobox
Exons: 10
Biological process (GO): regulation of transcription by RNA polymerase II
Molecular function (GO): DNA-binding transcription factor activity, RNA polymerase II-specific; RNA polymerase II cis-regulatory region sequence-specific DNA binding
Source: RefSeq, a predicted model, not a curated record